Messenger RNA from Lasiosphaeria miniovina, 1035 nucleotides. RefSeq lists its product as uncharacterized. The record is from RefSeq and is a predicted model, not a curated record. The annotation marks the transcript as partial. The transcript has 3 exons. NCBI's taxonomy places the organism in Eukaryota, Fungi, Ascomycota, Sordariomycetes, Sordariales, Lasiosphaeriaceae.
AUGGCCGAGGACCCAGUUACGCCCACUGAACGGCGGGACAGCUCGUCCCCCUCAUCUGCCCAUCCGAGUCAGCAGCCAAAAAAACGCACAAGGGCCAGCAAACCAAAGAAGCCUGCGUGUGUGCGCUGUACGUCGACGGGACGCACCUGUGAUGGCUAUGACAAGUCGGUAGUGCCCUCGAGGUACCGGUCCGUCGGCGUCGGCAGCAGUAGCAGCACCGCCGAGCAGGCCCAGGUCGAGUUCGUCCGGGCGUGCCAGUGGAGCGAGGCGCUGCGGUCGAUGCGGCCGCUCGCGGCGGACAUCGACGGGACCGAGAUCGAGAAGCGCUUCUUCCACGGCUUCCGGACGGCCAAGAUCGACGGCCUGGCCGAACAUGUCUGCACGUUCGCCGACUUCUGGAACCGCCUGGCUGUCUCGCCCGACACGAGCACCCACCACCAGGAUGACGCUGUCAAGCACGCUCUUGUCGCCGUUGGGGCCGCCUUCACACUCUUUCAGAGUCCGAGCAACCCGGUGCCCGUCGAAGGCUUUACUCGCGACAGCCUGGACGUCUUCAUUAUCCAACAAUACAACAAGUCCAUCUCCAAACUGCAGCGCCACGUCGGCUCGGCAAGCACUGCUAGCAUCCAGAUUACGCUGCUGUGCUGCCUGGCCUUCAUCUGUCUCGAGACAUUGCGCGCCAACCACACCGUGGCCGUCACACACCUCAUCAACGGGCUCAAGAUUCUCGAGAGCCUCCCGGCCUCUGCCUUUGACUUUCUUGCUGACCGCAACGCCGGUGUCAUGACAUUCGGUCGCCAGUCUGCGACGCGCAAGGACGCGCCCUUUGACAUGACAGACAUCAUCCAACUUUUUGGCCGGCUGGAAGUCUCUGCCUGCUUCUUCACCACCGGUAUCCGGCCCGUCGUCGCAGAGCGCGGAUAUGCCUAUCGACUUCUCGACGAUGGUUCUGAUGAGUUGCCAUUUGCCAAUGUCCUCGAGCUCGACCAAGCCAUCCGCCGGUUCCAACGUGAUGCCAUGGCGCGACUUCACCAA